Molecule: messenger RNA, 2568 nt
Organism: Aspergillus ibericus CBS 121593
Lineage: Eukaryota; Fungi; Ascomycota; Eurotiomycetes; Eurotiales; Aspergillaceae
Product: alpha-actinin, sarcomeric (f-actin cross linking protein)
Exons: 4
Coding region: 311-2248 (645 amino acids)
Biological process (GO): muscle cell development; actin cytoskeleton organization
Cellular component (GO): Z disc; cortical actin cytoskeleton; plasma membrane
Molecular function (GO): calcium ion binding; actin filament binding
Source: RefSeq, a predicted model, not a curated record
CGAUUAUUCAUUCUUCUUUCACUAACUACUCCGUACUCUGCGCCCAACCGCUAGGCCAUUCGAUCUCUUGCAAUCCAACGAAUCGCAGCCCCCCUCCCCCCUCGUUCUAGCCACUCCGUCCUGAAGAUCCUGCCUUUUCCAUUCAAGUCUGCCUCCCCAGGGCUCCAUUCACCAUCCACCGUCCACACCAUCAACGCCCUGUAGCCAGCCCUCCAGACAGACAGGCAGCAAGCGCUCCCUCAGUCCGUGCUUCAAUCGCCCAAAUCUCCCCGCCCGCCCUGGAUGUUUUCGACCACGCUCACCAUUCAUCAUGUUGACGGUUGAAAAGCAGUGGAUUAAUGUACAACAGAAAACCUUCACCAAAUGGCUCAAUGAUAAGCUGAAGGUGCGGAAGAUCUUCAUCGAUGAUCUGGUAGUCGACCUUUCUGACGGUGUCAUCCUUAUCCAUCUGCUUGAAAUUCUCGGUGGAGAGUCACUCGGUCGAUAUGCCUCGAAGCCGAAACUGCGUGUGCAGAAGUUCGAAAAUGUCAACAAGAGUCUUGAUUUCAUCAAGGGGAGGAGGAUCCCGAUGACGAACAUUGGAGCGGAGGACGUGGUAGAUGGGAAUCGGAAGAUCAUUCUGGGCUUGAUAUGGACACUCAUUCUGCGGUUCACGAUCAGCGACAUCAACGCGGAGGGAAUGACCGCAAAGGCGGGUCUUCUUCUGUGGUGUCAACGAAAGACCGCUUGCUACGAGGGGGUUGAGGUGCGGGACUUCUCCACUAGUUGGAAUGAUGGUCUGGCCUUCUGCGCUCUCUUGGAUAUUCAUCGACCGGACUUGAUCGACUUCGACGCACUGGACAAGAAAGACCACCGGGGGAACAUGAAACUUGCCUUUGAUAUCGCGGCUAACGAAAUAGGCAUCCCCGACCUGCUCGAUGUUGACGAUGUCUGCGACGUGGCGAAGCCUGAUGAGAAGUCACUCAUGACAUACAUCGCUUAUUGGUUCCACGCUUUCUCCCAGCUUGAGCGCGUCGAGAAUGCCGGGCGUCGGGUGGAGAAGUUCAUCAACAAUAUGCAUGGUGCAUGGGAGAUGCAGAAUUCCUACGAGCGGAGGAUGAAGGAACUAUUGCGCGUGAUCAGAGCACAACGAGAGGAGUGGAAGGGAUCCUCGUUUGAAGGCACAUACAAGGAUGCAAAGGAGCAAGCCCGUCAAUUUUCCUUAUACAAGAGAAACCAGAAGCGACAGUGGGUUGCGGAGAAAUCGGAUCUCGCUGCUCUGCUCGGAAACAUCAAGACAAAACUCAGCACGUACCGACUCCGCCCUUACGAGCCCCCAACGGAGCUAAGUCUCGAGGUUUGCGAUGAGGAAUGGGAGGGCUUGACGCGUGACGAGCACGAACGUAGUCAGCUUAUUAACGAGACUAUCCGGGAUAUCAAGAACGCUCUCCGUCGCUCCUUUGCAGACAAAGCAAAUGAUUUCGCACUAACGCUGAAGACGCUGUCUCUUGCGAUAUCUGGUCUCGAUGGUGAUGUAGAAGACCAAUUAGCUCAUGUCAAGAGACUCAAUGACAACCUUCCUCCCCUUGAUGCGUUCCUAGAUACCAUUGCGGCGCUCGACGAGCAAUGUGCCGAGGCGAAUAUUGAAGAGAAUGACUACACCACAUAUACUUUAGAUGAACUCUCCUACGAGCUGAGUCUGGUCAAGUCCAGCAUCUCCAAAAAGCUCGCUUUUCUCGACAAUCAACUUGUGGCUCGGAACAUGACCAACCUUACCCCAAUCCAGCUGGAGGAGUUCGAGUCUGUUUUCCGACAUUUCGAUCGCGACUCUUCCAACACCCUCCAUGAGCUGGAAUUCUCGGCCGCUCUGGCCAGUCUUGGCCUCGUAUAUGAUGAAGAGGAAAUGCAUGACGUCUACGUUGAGACAUGUGGUCCAGCUCGGCUGGCACAAAAUGCCGGUGUUAGCUUUGAGCAGUUCAUUCGAUUCAUGGUCAGCGUGACAGAGGAUCAAAAUACUGCCGAGCAGGUUUACCAGAGUUUCCGCGAGGUUGCGGAUGGCAAGCCAUACGUCACGGAGCUCGACCUUCGGCACUCCCUCAUCCCCGAUGAGGUGAUUGAGCACCUUGUCCAAACUAUGCCACCACACAAUGGUCCGGAUCUCCAAGAGGAUAGGGAUCUCCCUAAGUAUGACUACAUCAGCUUCAUGGAGAAGAUGAUAGAGCAUAACAACAACAACCAGAGCAACGCUCCUGUGAAUGGCGGAUGUUAAUAGAUGUCUUUUGCAUUGCACUACCGGUGUUUCCCUCUUUCAUUUCCUUAUCUCCCUUCUGGACAGUAUGGUUGAAGGUUGCUAUUGGUGUUUUCUGGAGCUAAAAGGGAGGGGUGUGUCUUCGGUGACCUUUUGACCAUGCAUACAGGACUAUGACCGAGGCGUCUUUUCUCUUCCUUUUUGCAUCACAUUCAUGAGCUUCUCCUUGUCUGAGCUUCUCUUCCUAGCACGAGGGUUUGUACCAUUCCAAGCAUGUACAUCAUCCUAAUGGGGCGGAAGUAUUUACAAAGAUUCGCAAUCAAACUCUUGUUGCAAAGCAG